AUGUAUGGAGAAUUUGAUCUUGAUGAUCCUUAUCCAGAUUUAGAAAAAGGAGAGGACUACGCUGGUCAGGAUGACUACGAAGGAGGGUCGAGUAGUGACGAAGAGGCUGCUAGAAAGCGAAGGAGGAUAGAAGGAAGAGAAUUCGAUAAGGAACUCGGUCAUGUUUAUCCUGAGGACGAGGAGGAGGAGGACGACGAUGAGGAGAACGAGGACUAG
Dovyalis caffra is the source of this 216-nucleotide messenger RNA. NCBI's taxonomy places the organism in Eukaryota, Viridiplantae, Streptophyta, Magnoliopsida, Malpighiales, Salicaceae. The record is from the annotation of a GenBank genome assembly.